AUGGAGGAGCUGCUACUACACCUACGCGGCGCAACCAGUUGCCCCCAUCAUCACCAUUGUCGCCACACCAAGGAUAGCCUCAUACGACCAUGCACAAACUCAUUGGAAACCGAGCAGCAAGAAGUCAAGAGAUUGAAGACAUAUGCUGCCGAAGUCUGCAGGAGCAAAGGGUUACCUGAAAACAGCUUAGAGGAAUUUGCUACUAUCAAUGAUAUCAAACUGAUGAUGAUCAAGCUCAUGGCUGAGUUGUUGUGCUUUCAUAAGAAGGUUCAAGCAGCCAAAGCAGCCAAGGUGCUCGAAUCGCUGGACUUUGAGGUAACGCUCACUCCAUCAUUGGUUUCACAGCCAUACGAUUUCUCCAAGAAAAAUCCAUCGGUCUUCAAAAUCCCUGUGGAAGCACUGCAGGACUCUGAUGCUAUGGAUCGGCUUGAUGUACUAAUGAAGAAGAUACUGACAGCACAGCAGGGAAAUAUGAAACAGAAGCUUAUUGCAUCAAUUGAGAAACGUUCAGAUCUAAGCACACUGGCCCACAGUCUUGCAGGCAACUGCACAGAGCUCACAAUGGCGCACUGGGCCCGGAUCGCAUUCAUGAAGACUACUAGCGCUCAACCCGAAGAAGCAUCAACAGGUCCAAGCCCGCAGCCCCAGCCUGAGACUGAUGAAGGUGGUGACAAUAACAUACCAAUUGGUGCUACUGCCAGUGCGAGCCAUGGACUUGGAGAGGAUGGGGAGGAUGAUAAUGACAAUGAGGAGGAGCGCACCUGGUCUUUUAGCCAGUAUUGGGAGUACCUUGAUAAGGUUCUUGACAAGCUUAAAGAGGAGGCUCGACAAAAGCAUCAAGACCUCCAACUAUUCCCUGGUGGCAGUUCAUUAGCUCUGAGUUUGAAUUCAGUCACUGUUGGUUGGCAAAGAGCGAUCCAUGAAAAGUUGAUGUGGUAG
This is a messenger RNA of Suillus fuscotomentosus, 939 nucleotides long. RefSeq lists its product as uncharacterized. The record is from RefSeq and is a predicted model, not a curated record. NCBI's taxonomy places the organism in Eukaryota, Fungi, Basidiomycota, Agaricomycetes, Boletales, Suillaceae. Bases 1 to 939 code for a protein of 312 amino acids. The transcript has 6 exons.